This is a messenger RNA of Neofelis nebulosa (Clouded leopard), 2294 nucleotides long. RefSeq names its product hydroxysteroid 17-beta dehydrogenase 1 (gene HSD17B1). Gene Ontology annotation, cellular component: cytoplasm. The record is from RefSeq and is a predicted model, not a curated record. Gene Ontology annotation, biological process: estrogen biosynthetic process. NCBI's taxonomy places the organism in Eukaryota, Metazoa, Chordata, Mammalia, Carnivora, Felidae. Gene Ontology annotation, molecular function: estradiol 17-beta-dehydrogenase [NAD(P)+] activity. The transcript is spliced from 6 exons. Bases 374 to 1801 code for a protein of 475 amino acids.
CAAAAUGUAUACUUUCACACCCUCAGCAGCAAACUUUGGAACCUAUCGUUGUCCCUAUGGGACAGAGGCACACACAGGGGAAGGGUGCCCAGGGCACUCAGUGCCCACAGGCAAGCCCACAUCUGCUUGCAAACUUUGCCCUCCCUCUGGCCAGUAGCUGAAGAAGGGGUAUGCCCAGGAGUGGCCUCAGCUCUGCUUUGACCAAGAUAAAGGGUGGGGAGAGCAGGCCCCAGACUGGCGGGAGGGCUCAGCCUUGAGAUUAUGCUGGAGACACAACAAGGGGUGGGCAUGCCCUAGGCGGGUCAGAGCAGGGCCUCUCGAGCUCAGAGACCCAAGCCUUGCAUUCCCGGCGCCCCUCCGAGCUCCUCUCCCCAUGGACCGCACUGUGGUGCUCAUCACGGGCUGCUCCUCCGGCAUCGGCCUGCACCUGGCUCUGCGUCUGGCAUCCGACCCCUCCCGGAGAUUCAAAGUGUAUGCCACGCUGCGGGACCUGAGGGCGCAGGGCCCGCUGCGGGAGGCGGCCCAGUCCCGAGGGUGCCCUCCUGGCUCCCUGGAGAUGUUGCAGCUGGACGUGAGGGACGCAGAUUCCGUGGCCGCUGCCCGGGCACGCGUGACCGAGGGCCGCGUGGAUGUGCUGGUGUGUAAUGCGGGCCGGGGCCUGCUCGGGCCGCUGGAGGUGCAGGAGGCUGGCGCCGUCGGGUCUGUGCUGGACGUGAACGUGGCAGGGACGGUGCGGACACUGCAGGCCUUCCUGCCGGACAUGAAGCGCCGCCGCUCGGGACGCGUAUUGGGCUGCCAUUCAACGCCGUUUACUGCGCCAGCAAGUUUGCGAUCGAAGGUCUAUGCGAGAGUUUGGCGGUUCUGCUGCCGCCCUUCGGGGUCCAGUGAGUCACCGCCCCACCCCCAGAGCCCUCUGAAUCCUGAUUUUGGGAACCCCAGGACCCUGACCUGUUGGAGCCACUCUCACGCUGGUCCCUCUCCACUGCGGCUCACAUUUGUUGUGUGCCAGGCGCAGUACUGGGCACUUGGCACUCGUUAUCUCACUUCUGCCACCCAGCUGGGAAACGGAGGCCCAAAGAGGUUAGGUGACUGGCCCAAGGUCACACAGCUGAAGGGAGCCUGCCAGCGUGAGCCUCAUCGAGUGCGGCCCGGUGCGCACCGCCUUCCAGGAGAAGCUGGAGGGCGGCCCGGGCGGAGCGCUGGACGGCGCGGACGCCGAGACCCGCGACCUCUUCUCCCGCUACCAGCGCCAUUUGGAGCGGAUCUUCCACGAGGCGGCGCAGGACCCGGAGGAGGUGACCGAGGUCUUCCUCGCCGCGCUGCGCUCCCCGCGCCCCGCGCUGCGCUACUUCAGCACGGAGCGCUUCCUGCCCCUGGUGCGCAUGCGUCUCACCGACCCCAGCGGCCGCAGCUACGUCGCCGCCAUGCACCGCGCGGUGUUCUCCGAAGAGCCCGCCGACGAGUCCGCUGCCGACCUGGGCGGCCCCGCGCUCGGCUCUCCUCCCGCCGCCCUGCAAUAAAGGCUUGGCCCGCCGCUGUCUGCCGCGCCCUCCUUUGCGACCCCAGGGGCGCGCGGUUCUGGUGGGUGGAGGGGGACGUGUGCGACAGGCGGCGCGUGCAGCGAGUGGGUGAUCUGGAAGGACCGUGGCUAGCCCGGGUUAUACCAACGCGGAAAGCGAGGCCCAGAAAGAGGAAGGAGCUAGCCCACCGAGGGGCAAGGUCGAGAAUGAUUCCUGGAUUCCCGCAGGGUGUCUGCAGCAAGAGUGAGGCAGACCUGGGAAGGAGGAGAGUCCGUUUGUGAUUUGGCCCCCACUAGUCAGGAGACUUCAGGCAAGGGCCUUAUCCUGAGUCUGUUCUCUUAACUGUAAAAUGGGUAUAAGACCUAUGUCAUGGGUUGUAUGAAGGGUUGAGAUAAUUCCUGGAAGUGCUGGGAAGGAGGUUUUAAUAGCAGGCACCGCUAUUACCGCUACUCUUAGUGGUGUUACUAUUAUGUGUUCGUGUGCAGAAGCCCGAUGUGUAGAGAAGAAACAGGCCAAGUGAGUUAUAAGGCUACAGCUCCACACAUCCUCUUCCGUGUCCCCUGCCCUAGACAGAACUCAGCUGGCGGGAUCACCACCAGCCCAGAAGCUGCCACUCACCAGGAGGUUCAGCUAAGGAUCCAGGGCAGGCGGGCCUGCCCAAUGGGCUAUCCUCUUUCCUGAAGCCAGGGGCAGAAGCCAGAGAAAGGGCUUGCAGGGUUGUGGGGUCAAUUUCCUGCUAACUUCCUGAGAAGUAGUGUGCUGAAGAAGGGGUGA